Mesorhabditis spiculigera is the source of this 1572-nucleotide messenger RNA. The record is from the annotation of a GenBank genome assembly. NCBI's taxonomy places the organism in Eukaryota, Metazoa, Nematoda, Chromadorea, Rhabditida, Rhabditidae.
AUGUGGUUAGCAAUAUCAUUGCUCGGAUGCGUGGCUUUUGGCGCCGGCGUCGAGGCACAGAUGCAGUGCAAAGAUAUGAACAACAACAAUGUGGAAUGGUACGUCUUCUACAAGCUGCCGAAAAUCGCCAAGUCCAACAACCCACUCAUCGCAAAUGGCACCGGAAUGUUGUACAUGGACAAGAAUACGAGAACCUGGACCUACAAUGCUACGAUCAGCAUCAUGGACGCUAAUCAGGCCGUCGCGUACACGCUGCAACAAUAUUACGAUCAGCGUGAUAACCCGUUGAUGCUAUCCAUUUUCUACAACGACGAGAAGCCCGAUAAUACCACUUCUUUCGAUCUGGGUCAUCAGAAAGGUGUUACCGCCUUUGACAUGUUCUCCGGUUUCUGGCUCAUCCAUUCCGCGCCGAAAUUCCCGCCCGCUGACCACUACUUCUACCCGCCGAACGCGCAUAGCUUUGGCCAAAUGGGCAUCUGCAUUUCGCUGGCCACACACAACAUCCAAAACGUUGCCGACCAGCUCUACUACACCCAACCCUUCAUCUACCAAUUUGAUCUACCGGCCCAAUUUGCGAACCUCUACCCCCGGUUGGCAGAUGUGAAGAAGGGCCUCUAUCCAAAAGCGGCUCCAUUCUCAAGUAUAAAACCGUUUACGGCGCUCGGCGGGACCCAGUUCACACACUUUGCCAAAGCAAAAGGAUUCGCUAAUGAUCUUUAUGGGGCCUUAAUUGCACCGACAAUCAACACCGAUCUCUACGUCGAAUCGUGGCAACAUCAGCCCGGAAACCUCGGCCCAUGGUGUAACUAUACACAAAAGGUGCUGGAUAUCACCUGGGUGAAUUUGCCGUUCAAUUUCACCUUUGAGACCUGGUGGGAUCAUUCUAAAUACGCCAUCGCUACAAACCAGGGCCCCUCAAACGUUACCCCACCACCACUGGUUUGCAUUGGUGAUAUCAAUCGGCAGGAACACCAAAUGGUUCGCGGCGGCGGCUCAAUGUGCCUGAACGACGCUCAGCUCUAUGCGGCGUUCCGCUCAAUCCCCUCAACGUCCGACAAAUGCGCCUUGGGAAUGAAGGACGAUAAGGACGAGAUGCUCGACACAAAUCAUAAAAUGUCGGAACCAGCGCAGAAACCGGCGCCCACAAAGAAGAAGGCGAAAAAGAAACCAGUGAAAGGAGUUAACAUCGAGGCCCAGCGUCGGAUGACGUUCCUACAUGAAGCUGCCGGCCAUAUUUCCAUUCAAGGAACCUCGUCAAACGACGCAUACGCAAAAUUGAGCAGGAAAUACGGCAAGCUGCUGCGACAAGUGAAACAACACGGCACGUAUCAGUUGCCGAAAGGCUACAAUCGGGCGUACUGUCGUAAAUGCUGGGAAGUGUUUGCCGGCAAGGAAAAGUUUGGGCUAAACGAAAACGCCGGCUGCCUCGUUCGUACCUGUGGAAAUUGCCAGGCGACCCGUCGGUAUCAGAAGAGUGAAAAGCAUCAAACGAGAAACGACGAGGAAUUUAAAGGCUCUAUUCUGGCUACCUACCAGACGACGAACGCCGGCUCAACGAACUCAAAUAAAGCA